AUGGGUGGCAAGUCGACUAUCAUCCGCCAGGUCGGUGUCAACGUGCUCAUGGCCCAGGUCGGCUGCUUCGUGCCCUGCGACUCUGCGAACUUCAGCGUGCAGCGACUGCAUCUUUGUGCGCGUCGGCGGAGACUGUCAGGUCUUGCGUGGGCAAUUUGCGUGUAUCUGACCGAAGUCACACGCGCGCCCACUUUGUUCGCGGCCCACUUCCACGAGCUGACCCCCCUCGCCAGCACCGCCCCGGUGCACGGGCCUCCGAGGGGUCCCCCGGUCGGGGAUAGGCCAACUGUUACGUCGGUGUCAAACGGAAACGAGUGUCGGGGCCAGAUGUCCGCACGAAGAUCCGCCCGCGUGCGCAGCUUCCUGCGGCACUUCGCCGUUCUGCCAAACGACAAAAGGAGCCCCGAUGAGGCAGCGAAACCCGCAGAGGACCUCAAAAAGUCGUUGGAGCAGGACGCGGCAGCCAACCCAGGGCUUCAAGAAGGCUUCAAGAGGGCUACAACAGAUCCUGUGGCUUGCAAAUGA
Messenger RNA from Klebsormidium nitens, 525 nucleotides. The record is from the annotation of a GenBank genome assembly. Lineage: Eukaryota; Viridiplantae; Streptophyta; Klebsormidiophyceae; Klebsormidiales; Klebsormidiaceae.